AUGGAAUUGCAUGGCUGGCCCACCGAUGUUGGCAUUAUUGCUGUGGAGGUUUAUUUCCCAUCUCAAUAUGUCGAUCAAACAGAAUUAGAACAGUUUGAUGGAGUGUCAGCAGGGAAAUAUACAAUAGGUUUAGGGCAAUCAAAGAUGGGAUUCUGUUCUGACCGUGAGGACAUUAAUACAUUAUGUUUAACUGUUGUUCAAAAACUUAUAGAAAGAAAUAAUAUAUCAUAUACUGAAAUAGGAAGACUUGAAGUAGGGACUGAAACUAUUAUAGACAAAUCUAAAAGUGUUAAGACUGUAUUGAUGCAGUUAUUUGAAGAAAGUGGUAAUACUAAUGUGGAAGGUAUUGACACUACUAAUGCUUGCUAUGGUGGAACUUCUGCGUUGUUUAAUGCUGUUAACUGGGUGGAAUCUAGCUCCUGGGAUGGACGUUAUGCUUUAGUUGUUGCAAGUGAUAUUGCUGUUUAUGCAACUGGUAAUGCUAGGUGUACUGGUGGAGCUGGUGCUGUAGCCAUGUUAGUUGGUCCUAAUGCUCCUUUAAUAUUUGAUAGAGGAGCUAGAGGAACUCACAUGCAGCAUGUUUAUGACUUUUUCAAACCUGAUAUGGCAUCAGAAUAUCCUACUGUGGAUGGUAAACUGUCUAUACAGUGUUAUUUACAUGCCUUAGAUAAAUGUUAUGAAGUUUAUUCAUCUCGAGCUAAAGCUACUGGAAUAAAAAGUAAUGUCUUAGAUAAUGCUGCUGCCUUUGUAUUUCAUUCACCAUACUGUAAAUUAGUGCAGAAAUCUGUUGGUAGAUUAAUGCUCAAUGAUUUUCUCAGUGAUCCUAAUCCAGAUUUCCAGGGUGUUUAUUCAGGUUUAGAACAAUUCAAAGAUAUUAAACUAGAAGGAACAUAUUUUGACAAGCAAGUUGAAAGUACUUUUGUAAAAGCCAGUCAAAAAGUUUAUGAAAUGAAAACUAAACCAUCACUUUUAAUGUCCAACCAAGUUGGCAAUAUGUAUACAGCUUCUUUGUAUGGUGGCUUAGCCUCUUUAAUAGGAAAAGAAACAGCAGAAAACUUAGCUGGAAAAAGAAUUGUGUUGUUUUCAUAUGGUUCUGGUUUAGCCUCUACCCUGUUUUCUUUACGCUUUUCUGAUGAUUUGACACCUGACUCCACUUUACACCGUCUAUUUACCAGUCUUCAAGAUUUAGAACAGCGUCUAGAUAGUAGGACUAAAGUUCAUCCACAAGAUUUUGAUGCCAAUAUGAAAUUAAGAGAACAGACCCAUCAUUUAGCACCCUAUAAUCCUGUUGGUUCAGUAGAAGAUUUAUUCUCUGGUACAUGGUAUUUAACACAUGUAGAUAACAUGCAUAGACGAAAAUAUGACAGAACAUCCGACAGUCCCUCUUCUACUUCACAAACCUCUACCACGGUAAAAUUUAUGUGUUAUCUGGAAGGGAAUUAA
Messenger RNA from Lottia gigantea (owl limpet), 1443 nucleotides. RefSeq lists its product as hypothetical. The record is from RefSeq and is a predicted model, not a curated record. Lineage: Eukaryota; Metazoa; Mollusca; Gastropoda; Lottiidae. The coding region runs from base 1 to 1443 and encodes 480 amino acids. Gene Ontology annotation, biological process: acetyl-CoA metabolic process. The transcript has 7 exons. Gene Ontology annotation, molecular function: hydroxymethylglutaryl-CoA synthase activity.